Mycena citricolor is the source of this 7598-nucleotide messenger RNA. The record is from the annotation of a GenBank genome assembly. Lineage: Eukaryota; Fungi; Basidiomycota; Agaricomycetes; Agaricales; Mycenaceae.
AAGGCGGACAGUGGCGGCCCGUAUGAUAACACAGCCGCAGAUGUCAUCACUGAUUUUGUAUACAAGGCUCGACAGUACGUCAUCGCUCUGGUGCGUAUGCCACGCUUAUGGCAGGCUAUGGGCGGCCGACGUUCCAGAAAUGAGAUGCGUCACACGUGAAAACCGCUCUUUGAGCGGUUCCGCGGUCCGCGGGUGAAAUGCGGAGAUUUCAGCGUCCGGGUCAUAAGUAGUGGAGUGUACAGACUCGCACCUCUUCAUUUUCCACGAUGACGAGGCCGCCCGUUCGCAUAGCUGGCGGCUCUGGAUCUACUGUGGAUCGCCGCUCCGGGUUCGCUAAGAUUGCCGCCGCGUUCCCGAAUGACCCGGUGGACGUGAUCAUUGGCGACUUCAUGUCGGAGGGGAAUAUGACGACGAUGGCGGCCAAGAGGGCGGGGGGCACGGAGGAAGUGGCGUACGAUGCAGGCUUUCUGGAGAGCUUGGAACUCGCGCUGGAGGAUGUAGCCAAGUAUCGCAUCAAGAUUGUCGUGAAUGCUGGGGGAUCCGAUACGUGUGGACUCCAUCGGGACGUGACCGAGCUUCUAAGAAGACGGGGCGUUUCUCUGAAUGUCGCGUGGAUAUCAGGAGACGACGUGCUUGCCACCAUGCUUGAUCGCGAUCCGGAGACAUUCUCGAAUGUGCACACGGAUCAGUCACUCGCUGCUUGGCCGUUCAAGCCGAUCGCCGCUCAAGCCUACCUCGGCGGUCUGGGCAUAGCUGCUGCCCUGACAUAUGGGGCGGAUAUCGUUUUGUGCGGCCGGGUGUCGGACGCUUCGUUGGUCAUUGGCGCCGCAGCAUGGUACCACGGCUGGCUCCGCAAUGGUCUGCCCCAGAUAUCCAAGGCGCUCGUUGCGGGACAUCUCAUCGAAUGCUCGACCUACGUCACGGGAGGCAACUUCAGCGGGUUCAGAGAACUCGAGCACCGCGACAAGUGGCUCGAUCUGGGCUACCCUAUUGCCGAAAUUGGCGCAGAGGGCGAGGUCGUGAUCACCAAACAGAGAGGAACAGGCGGCAUGGUCACUGUUGAGACUUGCACGGCCCAGCUUCUGUACGAGAUCCAAGGACCUUGGUAUUUCAACUCUGAUGUCACCGCGAUAUUGAGCGAUAUUUCUUUCACUCAAAUCGGGGUAGACCGCGUCUCUGUGAGCGGCAUCAAAUGGGCACCGCCGCCACGCACGACAAAAGUCGGCAUCACUGGGCUCGGGGGCUACCAGGCGGAAAUGCUCUUUUAUCUCGUUGGGCUCGAUAUCCCAGCGAAAGCCCGCCUAAUGGAGAAACAAGUUCGUUACGAACUUCGGGAACAGAUCGAACAACUCAGCUCUAUCCAAUUCCAACUGCUCGGCUCUUCUGAACCGAAUGCACGAACGCAGAAUAUGGCGACUGUCACCCUGCGCAUUGUGGCACAGGCCCAGGAUGCCGAAGCUCUAGGCCCGCUGAAAUUCGCGCGUCCUUUGAUGGAUCUGAUCAUGUCGUCUUACCCCGGUGGAACUUGUAAUCUGGACAUCCGCCCCGCCCUCCCUCGACCUGUCUACGAAUAUUUCGUGACUUCGCUUGAUCAGCACGAGAUCCGACACAGAGCACACCUGAAUGACGGCAAGACGGUUGAUCUUCCGCCGCCGAUUGUGACUUGGCAAUUCCCAAGACAGCAGCCCUCCCAUCCAGAGUCCAAACUGGCCGGACUCUACUUCGGGCCCACAGUCCGCGUGCCGCUGGGCCUCGUCGCCAAUGCCCGUUCGGGAGACAAGGGAUCCGAUGCCAAUGUCGGUAUCUUUGUCAGCGAUGACGAGCAGUGGGAAUGGCUGAGAAGGUUUCUCGACGUUGAGCGCAUGAAGGAGCUGCUGGCGAGCGAAUACACUGGUGAUAAAAUUUUGCCGAACAUCCGAGCCGUUCAUUUCUUGCUUCACAAUCACCUCGACCGGGGCGUUAGCUGCACGAUGAGCGUCGACUGCCUCGGCAAGAAUGUCGCCGAGUUUCUGCGGUCAAGAUAUGUUGAAAUUCCGAAAAAGUUUCUUUUGGACGCUGAAGCGAAGCUCUGACCUGGAGGCGUGUUCGCGGUUUUCUUUGGGAUGUAAGUAUCAAUAUGUACAGCAGAUGAAUGGUUCAAUAACACAGAUUGGUACUGAAUUAUAUAAUUUAUUUCACCUCCAACAGGUUCGGAUCAACUUCGGAUCGGGCUGAACCCCGGUCGUGGUUAUUGACCGUCCGCGCUCACCUCAGUCUUCAGCAUGGCCAGUCUCCACAAAGAUGCAGCGAUCGUUGAGCAAGCCAGGACUCUCGAAAACACGCCCUGGUGCGACGACUAUGAGAAAAUGAUAUCAGGCGUCUUAUAUAACUCCAUAGCCCCGGAGCUCGUCGCCGGGCGCUUUCGCGCGCGCCAGCUCAUGCACAAGUACAAUCACCACUUCCCCGAUGACGCGACACCCGAUUCGCUCGUCGCUGACCGGGAAGCUGUGCUGAAGGAGAUGUUUGGGAAGGUCGGGAAGGGCGUGUUCAUCGAGCCGCCGCUGAACGUCGACUACGGCUGCAAUAUCUCCGUAGGAGAGGGCUUCUACUCCAAUUUCAACCUAGUGAUUCUCGACUGCAGCAUGGUCACCAUUGGCGAUCGCGUCCUCUUCGGCCCGUUCGUCUCCAUCUUCUCGGCCACGCACGAAACCGACGUGCAGUCGCGGCGCCGCGGCGAGGAAUACGCGCGGCCCGUGUCGAUUGGCGACGACUGCUGGAUCGGCGGCAACGUGACCAUCAUGCCUGGCGUCAGCAUCGGGAAGGGAUGCACUGUCGGUGCGGGGAGUGUGGUGACUCGCAAUAUCCCCGCCUUUUCUGUGGCUGUCGGGUCGCCUGCGAGGGUGAUAAAGCAGAUUCAAGCAGUCGAGGACCUGGAAUAGGUAGUCAUGGACAAUCUGCCUAUCGCGCCUUUUUCGUCCUUUGAUCAAGUCCAGAACCUGGAGUCGACGUAUGACUCAUGAGCAGAAUCCAGCAGACACGGGGGCACUUGAUUGUAACUGCAUCCAGAUGGCCAGAUGGGAUGGACAAGCGCUUUUUUGUUCGUGGACAUCAGCGCUGCGGCCUUUUUUCACCAGCUAGAAACGCACUGAAGCGAUUGGAAACACUGGUCCCGACUUGGGCCAGAGCUGCCAGUGACGUACAUGGAAGACAGCAUGCAGACUUCUCAAUGAACGAAAGAAGCCCAAUGUGAGGUCUCUUUGAGCUUCGCCAACAUCGUCAGUGGCGCCGUUGCACUCGGACGAGACUUGCUGUCGUAUUGCUGCUCUUCAUCAAACCUGACUUGGGCUAUCUACGGCCUUGCCGCUCGACCUGAACGGGUCCUACUUGACCGCGGGCUGCACUGGGUCACAGUCCGACUCUAGCCAGGACCUGAACUCAAGUUGAAAGCGUCGCAGCUGCCAGAAAUCCCGACUGCACCGGCCUCGCCUGUCUAUCUGAAUUCGACGUUAAGGACGAUUUCUUAACUGCACGCUAAACUGCGCAUCACCUCGAAGGCAAUGUUCACCUAGAGGGAAGGGCCAGACGCCCCUUACGACUGGGAUCCAACUCGUGGCCCCCGAUUGCGACGGAAGUGGGUUGUGCGGUUUCUGUAUUUAAGAUCCUCGGUCGCACGGGACGAUACAUAUGGCCAUCCACUCCAAGUUCGACGGCUCAGUCGUGAUCGUAGGAUUCGGUUCUAUCGGCCGCGGAUUUCUCCCGUUGCUUAACCGCCAUGUUGCGCUGGACAAGAGCAAAGUUACCGUCAUCGAUCCCGACGACUCUGGCCGCCAUCUCGUCACCGAGCGUGGCAUGCGCUUCGUUCAGCUGGCCGUGACACAGGAGAACUAUCUGGACGUGCUCACUCCACUCGUCUCAAACGGCGGCCUUCUCAUCCAUCUCUCGGUCGAUGUCUCGUCCGUAGCACUCAUGGAGAUGUGCAAGGACAUCAACGCGCUGUAUAUCGACACUGUCAUCGAACCUUGGCCCGGCUUCUACUACGAUCCAGACCUUUCGAUGUCCGAGCGGUCGAACUACGCUCUUCGAGAGACACUGAUCGACCUUCGUUCUCGCCGGCCAGGUGGUCCGACAGCUGUCUCCGCCUGUGGAGCUAACCCGGGGAUGGUUUCUUGGCUUGUGAAGCAAGCACUGGUUGAUAUCGCUCGUGACACUGGACACCCCGCCGCGCAGCCGACGACGCGGGAGGGAUGGGCGGAACUGGCCAUGAGUCUAGGUGUCAAGGGGAUCCACAUCGCAGAGCGGGACACCCAGCAGCCGAAGACGCCGAAGGAAAUGGGGGUGUUCACUAACACCUGGUCGGUGGAAGGCUUCCUUUCCGAGGCGUUGCAGCCAGCCGAACUUGCCUGGGGAACCCACGAGAAGCGCCUGCCGCACAACGGACACAUGCACGACAUCGGUGGCAGCGCACCGGAUCUAGCUAUCUACCUUGCCCAGCCUGGGGCAUCCACCCGGAUCCGCAGCUGGACACCCACCUCCGGGCCGCAGGUUGCGUUCCUGCAGACGCAUACGGAGGCGUUGAGCAUUUCCGACUACCUCACUGUUCGGGAGCCAGGAGUCUUGUAUCGCCCGACGUGUCAUUACGCGUACCACCCGGCGGAGUGUGCGGUCUUGAGCUUGAAUGAGCUUGCCGGCCGAGCCUGGAAGCCGCAAUCAAAGUCUCAUAUCCUCGGUCCCGACGACAUCCUCCCUGGGGGUGUCGACUCCCUCGGAGUUCUGCUCUACGGCCACGCUCUCAACGCGUACUGGUUCGGGAGCACGCUGUCCAUUGACGAGGCGAAACAGCUUGUGCCGAAUCAAAACGCGACCGGACUGCAAGUGAGCAGUGCUGUGCUCGCGGGGAUCGUCUGGAUGCUCGAGAAUCCGGAGAUGGGGAUUGUUGAAGCGGACGACAUGGACUUCCAGCGGUGCCUGGAGGUACAGCGAGAGUAUUUGGGUAUUUUGCAUGGCGCGUACACUGAUUGGACGCCGCUGGCAGGCAGAGGAGACGAUGCGCUGUGGACCGGAGAGCCGGACAGAGAUGAUCCCUGGCAAUUUGAGAAUGUUCUUAUGUAGAUGUGGAUUUCGCACACACCCAUUGAAUGUGUUAUCGGGCCACUUUGCAUCAUGCUCAGCACACUGGCGGCGCGUAUCAUCCGAUCGAGGAUUCGAGCGCCGAACUACGAAGUACAUGGUAUGCUUCAAGUCAAGCCAUUGGGUUCUGCAACCUACAAUUGAAGGAGUCGAUUGUGGGACUAUAUGCUGUCUGCAGGAAUGUACUCACAAGGAUACCGGAGAAACACAUCCUCGCGAUAUUUCUCGGGCUGGACGGCACAUGACUCUGGAAGUACCAGAUUAGAUCAUGAUCAGCGGGAACCCAAACACCAUCUUCUGCUCGGUCUACGCCACCAAUUCGUGCGUUCGCUACUUCCACAGCCUUCUAAGUGACUCGUCCGCCCCCCGCAUCCGGUUCCUCUGCUGUGCAUUGGAGAUUUGCUGUAAAUCAGCCCGUAUCCCUCCGCGCAACCUUGCCUCAAAACAUACAUCGGAACAGAUGCGGUAGCGCAUACUGCUACUGCACUGCCCUCAGAUAAAAAGAGAGGGAGGCAUCUCAUCCCCCCUCUCUUUUCAUCGAUACAGUCCCUCUACAGCAUGCCACCGACUCCCUCUCGACGCCCCUCCUACCCCAUGCAAAGCCUCGCUGGCGCGAGUGCCGUGGCCAUGGCACAGCCUGUCCACGCACUUGGACAGCUCGAAGGUGACCCCCCGACCGUCCCGUCGCCUCCCUCUCCGCCCUCCACCGGGAAGAAAUGGGGCAUGAUCAUCGCCAUUCGUGAUUCUGCAUCGCUCGAAAUCCCCUCCGACGUCAUGGCCUUGCGGCCCGGUGAAGCACCGGUCGUGGCUGAGAAGUAUCCUCCGCUACCUGGCAUCCAUGAGGACGCGGAGAAGCUUUAUGACGUCCUCACAACUGUACACGGAUACCCACCCGAAAACAUCAUCCGCUUGAUGGACGACGGAAAAGCAGGGUCUAUCGUCCCCACGCACAACAAUGUUUUGCGCGAAAUCCGGGCUCUGGGCACGCGAGUACGAUCUGGGGACCGUGUCUGUUUCUUCUACGCAGGCCACACUGCUCAGACUUACAAUGCGCGUGGGACUGAAGAAGACGACAUGGAUGAAGUCUUGAUCACCCGUGAUGGAAGGAUGAUAAUCGAUAAUAUUUUGAAUCGUUAUCUGGUGGUCCCGCUGCCGAAAGACUCUUUUCUGGUGGCGAUCUUGGACUCAUGUCACUCCGGCACUUUGUUAGAUAUCGAACACACACAUUGUAAUGCAAAUCCUGGGUCAAACCAGGAGCCGAAAUCAACUUCCGCCACUAUUAACCGGAGUGCUCUUCGACGUAGAACAUCCGAGGUCACUGUCGUUUCCCCGAGCCGGCAGAUGUCUUUGGACAAGGAGAACAUUCCCGUCACACAUUCGAUCGACCCCGCGCACUGGGAACCUCUGCCGAGAUGCGGCAGUCCCUUGUCGGCUUUGUCCUACCCGGGAUGCGACGGAGCUUGUCGCAGCAGAGUUCAGCGUGGCAUCUCUGUCAUGGGCCACAAACGACCUAUCGCCGCGAAUGUCCUUUGUAUCUCGUCUUGCGAAGAUUCGCAGCUGACUUCGUACUCGGAGGGCACUCAGGUGUCGAUGGCCCGCUGCAUCAUCGAUCUUGUAGCAUCGAGCCAGGAUAUCAGCGUCGGCGAGGUCGCGGAUGCAGUUGCUCGAGCUCUGGACAAGGAGCGGGCCGCUGUUUGGGAAAGACAUCAACAACGAUGGGAUGAAUUCAAUUCUAACGGAGGUGCCCGAAUCAGAGCGCAACUCGAGGCGAAUGCUCCCAAACGCUCCCAAACGCUCCCGGGAAACAUGCCCACCGACCAAUACUUCGAGCAUCUCACAGCCAAGGAGUCUGAUCCCCGCACGCCCGCCCGUCGACAGUAUCGCAAACUGAGGACUCUCGCUGAUGCGCUGCGAGAAUGGGUCCAGUGCCACGCGCCAUUCAAGCACGAACUCGGGUGUCGCACCAGUCCCGAAUCGACAGGAAAGCCCAGUCCGCGGCCGAGACCGGGAGCCGAGUUUCGUGGGAUUGCCUCCAGCAGGACACAUCCUGUGCCCAAGGAACGCCGCUUGUUCUCGAAGUUUGUCGAGCGGGCAGCGCGGCUCGCUGAACUCCAGCCUCGGCCUAAGCGUCCUUCGCCGCCUUCCAACAUGGUUCUCUCCAGCAAAUGGCCACUGAAUCUGCAAGAGUCCUUGCGCACUUGGUUCAGUGGCCCGAAGCAUUCAAUGGCUGUAGCUUGUCCUCACUUCUGCCAUCCUUCCGAGCCGCAUUCGUGAUCACGUUUUCGAAUCUUCUAUGCUAUGUGCUCUACGUCCGUUUCAUGUAUCUGCUGUUUUGCGUUGUCGUUAUUGUUAUAGUACCGUUUUGUGCUGUUCUGUCCAUACGCUCUCGUUGUUUUGCUUGCUGUUCUACGCGAUGUUAUCCUAGUUUAUCCAUGUGCUGUCUUGCUUGUUGAUACUGUAUAUUAUGGCCCUUGUAUCCGCAUAUGCUCGGG